AUGCCAUUAUUGUGAGUUUUUCUUCAAAGAGAAAAUGCGAGAAUUUUGAAUUGGACCUGAUUAAGAUUUUAAAAUUGAACCAAAUUUUAAUAGGUGUAAGACCUUCCAAAUUUUCCUUCAUUACUUUUUGAUGUAUCAAUCAUGAGUUCGGUCUGGUCCGAUUUAUUUUUGAUAGUUUUAUUCCUAUUUAAAAAGUGGUCAUCUUGAUCAGUUUCAAAAAUUCCCAAAAUAAAGUAUCCACAAACCAACCAACCAAAAAUCAUAGAAUCCUUCUUCCAGAUUUUUAAUACAAUUUCUCACGUUUUGCUCAAUUCCAGUGCUUGCCAGUGAUUUUGGAGUGUCGUUGGGUGAUUUUGCGGUGACUCAAGUGCUUGAACAUGUGACGAAUAAGUUUUUGGAGGAAACUAGAGUGGCUGAUGUGAGUUUUUUAAAGGGAGAUGGGUUUUUUUAUUUGGAAAAUUGAGAAAAGAAAAAUUGUGCCUACUUUAUCGAAGUGGUUUGAUUUUGAAAAAAAGCUGAAUUUUUUGAGUUUAUCUCCAAAUUUUGAAUUAAAAAUUGAAAUUUUAAAAAUAAAAAAAUAUUCAAAGAACUCUGAAAAAUAAUUUUUAAAAAAUAUUGUUAUCUGAAAAUUGUGAAAAUGGAUAUGAAGCUAUACAUUUCAUCUUGUUCCUUUGAACUGUUUUCCAAAAAGUACACGGACUGUUAUGGCGCCAAAUGUCUUUUCCAAUUCCAAUCCAUCUUUUCUCCAUAUUUUCCCGUGUACAUAUUUUCUCGUCUAAUCGUAUAAAUCUUCUCGUCUCAUCUUUUUUUUCCUUCUCCGAUUAUUAAUAAUAUACAUUUUGAAAUAACAAAUCAACAAUCGACGGAUCGGUUAAUACGAUAAAAAGGGCACCAGAUUUUCGAAUUUUCGAUGUGAUUUAAUUAGUUGUUCGCAUUUCAUUGUUAACUUCCAACACCAGAAAAAAAAAACACUAAAUUAAAUAUUAUCUCGAGAUUUUGACCUCAUAAAUAUAAAUUAUAAGGUAUCGAAAUCUUCUUCUUUUUUUCAAGGAUUACCCGAUUUCUUCUCCUCAUCUUUUUCUUCUUUUUUAGUAAUCGACCGAACAAAUCCACUAUUGUUAUGGAAGAAAAAGGGGAAAAAGUGAAAGUAGGUCAAAUGUUUCGAAAUAGUUUGGGGUAUUGUUGUAUUAUUUCGAAAAAGGCAAGGUUAUCCGAAAUUUUGAAAUUUAAUGACCUCAUCAAGUUUUUCGAGGGAAAAAAUGAUUGAAUAAGUGGGGUUUUUGAAAUAUUUCAAGUGGAUGAGACGAAAAUAUUUUACAAUAGAAAGGAGAAAAAUGUCUAAUUUUGGGAAAAAAACGAAACAACGUGGCAAUUCAAAACUUAUUGAAAUUAAAACGUGAACUGUUUUAAAUUUUCAUUUCAAAUUUUUCUUGUGAAUUUGGCAUUUCUAGUUAUUUUGAACUAGAAAAUCUAGAUUUCUGUUGAAAUUUUCACGAACUUUUGAAUUUUUGGAUGUAUUCUUGUGAGAAUUCUAAAAUGCUGUGAUAAUCAUUAAAAAAAAUAAGUGAAUUGAUAAGUGAGUCCCCUCAUUCUUCAUUUUUUCAGAUUCUGCUGAAAACCAAAGAAGAACCAAAAUUUGGCUCAUUGGCUCAUCUCAAACUCUUCAAUACCGUAUCAUAUCGUAAUAUUUCUGUCCAAUUCUUCCCAAAUCUAGUCCAUAUUCACUUUGAAAAACUACACGUCAUUUCUCAUGCAAAUAUAUCAGAUGUUUUAUGGCCAAUCGCAUUUUCUGAUAGUUUUAUCGAUUCACAUGUAAUUGUUCCAAAAGGCAAACUUCGAUUUCAAAUUGAUGAACAAAAUCAAAAAGUUGAACUUGAGACAUGUUCAUUACAUCAACCAAAUGUAUCAUUUCAUUUACGAGAUAGUUGGUUGAUAAAUAAAGGAAUGUCUGCAUUGGGAUCAAUGAUGUCAUCGAUUUUUGAAGGUGCAAUUUGUCAAAUGAUUCAUUCAUCAGCUAAUGAAUUGUCUGAAAAUCAACGAAAAAAUACGAGAAAAAGAGUGCCGAUCUUCUCGUAUUUACCCAAGAAAAUUCAAGAUCAUAUGAGUGCCAGAAAUACGACGCUUUUCUAUCGAGUAACAUCGAUUUCUGCACAAAGACAUCAAUUAUUGGUGAAUGCACAGAUUGAGUGGCAAAAUGUGGAAAAAUUGACUGAAAAAGAUGAUGCGGAAAAAUUGUUAUCCGGAUCGGAAACGGAUGGUUCGAAUUCGACGAAUAAAGUGGCAACUGUUGAAUGGAGAAAUGGAGAUUUGAUGACUAUUUGGUUGGAAGAUGCAAUUUUAAAUGAGAUUUUGGAUCAGGUGAGCAUUUUUUGCAGAAGAUACGUACAUAGUUUGUCAGAAAUUUUUAAAAGUUCAAAAUUUGCCCAGAAAAAAUUUAAUUUCAUUUUUUUAAAUAAAAAAUGCGCUGCUCAUAUUAGGCUGGAAGAAUAAUUUUUAAAAAUUUCUUAUAAAAAAAGAAAUCAUAUUAAUUUUUAAUAGAAGGUUCUCAAUUCGAUUUUUUCAGAUCGAUUGGAAUUUCGAAUGGAUGAAUGAACAAAUUCCAGUAAGCAGUCCAAUAAUUCCAGCCGAUUCCCGAGAAUUUCUAUCAACUUUAUGCACAGAAUGCUUUUUCCAAGUGAAUGUAAAUGCGAAAGGAAGGCCCACUAUUGCAGCUACAAACCAAAGUUUGGUUUUAACAAAGUGAGUUUGGGUUUCGGAAAUUCAGAGGAUUAAAAAAAUGAUUUUCAGAACUGAUCGAGUUAAUUUGCGAGUUUCGAAUCCGGAGAAAAAUGUGACUUCGAUAUUUGUUUCACUCGUUUUGACGAUUCAAGCUGAAUUAAGGCCUUCGUUUGAAAAUGGAAGAUUGAGGUGAAAUUUUUGAACAUUCAAAAAUAUUCUGAAAAGUUGGAAAAAAGUCGAUGAAUUUCAAAAUUUCUAUAAAUUUGUUCCCAAAAAAAAUCAGCAAAAACAUUUUUUUUUCACAAAAAGUUUUUUUCAGAACUGGUGUUGAACUUCUUGAUACAAAAAUCGAAAUGGAAAAUGGAGCAUUUCCAAAAGCUUGGGGCUUCUUCAUGAGUGAUUUAAUUCGAGGAAUGAUUAUGGAUAUGAUGUGGCCUGAAUUAAAAUCAACAAUUGAAGAUUUGACAUAUGCAAAAGGUCUGAAAAUCAGCAAUUAUUGUGGAAUCGAUCCACAAAAUGCGAAAAUUGAAAUUGGCGAAGGCAUUUUCUCAAUCAGCACAAGAUUAACUUUGAAUAUGUUGAGAUCUGAAACUUGUUUGAGAGAUUUAUCAAGUUCUUUACCAAAUACUUCGAGACUUUUUCAAAAGGCUAGCUUGAAAAAGCGCUAA
Caenorhabditis angaria is the source of this 3386-nucleotide messenger RNA. NCBI's taxonomy places the organism in Eukaryota, Metazoa, Nematoda, Chromadorea, Rhabditida, Rhabditidae. The record is from the annotation of a GenBank genome assembly.